AUGUCGAAAUACAAAGAUCCAGAGCAGCUGCCCAGUUGUCAACACUUUGAAAGUACUGCCGCUGGAAAAGGCGAUGUUCAAAUUAUGGUCCCCGAUGACCGACAGUCUAUUAUUCGAAAGAAGUUCGAUCGCCGGGUCCUUCCCAUUGUUUGUAUUCUCUACGUCCUGUCCUAUCUUGACAGAGGAAAUAUUGGUAAUGCUAAAGCCGUGGGAAUGGACAAGGACCUCAACCUAACCGCUCGUCAAUGGUCUUGGGUGCUUUACUCAUUCUACAUCUGUUAUAUCAUAUUCGAGUGGACGACGAUCAUGUGGAAGAUUCUCCCGGCACACGCUUACAUCGCAUCGUUGUGCAUUUGCUGGGGUGCAGCGGCAAUGUGCAGCGGUGCAGUCAAUACCUUUUCGCAACUGGUCGCUUGUCGAUGUUUACUUGGUAUUUUUGAAGCUGUCUUUGGCUGUGGUGCACCCUAUUUUCUUUCCUUGUUUUACCAAAGAAGAGAGCUAGGUUUCCGCUUGUCACUGCUUCUUGGCAUGUCUCCGGUGGCGAAUUGCUUUGCAUCAGCUCUCGCAUAUGGCAUCACCCAGAUCAACGGCUCAUUAGAGCCAUGGCGGUACCUAUUCAUCAUUGAGGGAGCUCCUACAAUUCUUUUCUCGAUAGUUGUAUUCCUCUUCCUUCCAGACUCCCCAGGAUCGGCUAAAUUUCUCAGUGAAACUGAGCAAACCGAAGCCGUCGAGCGUCUUCAGACUGUUGAUAGAACAGCAAAGGGAAAAAUGCAAUGGAGCCAAGUCUUCCAAGGAUUGACCGACUACAAAAAUUACGUCCACAUGGUCAUACAUUUUUGCUGCAACUAUUCGUUCUCGGGUCUAUCAAAUUUUCUACCAACAAUCUUAACGAACAUGGGCUAUACGUCAAUAAAUGCGCAAGGGCUGGCAGCCCCACCUUAUCUUGCUUCGUUUUUCUGCUGCGUUGCCGCUGCUUUGGUAUCAGAUCGAUGGGGAAAUCGUGGCUAUGUGGUCACCUUUUUUGCUUUAAUGGGUACAGCUGGUUACCUCAUUCUGACCUGUGUGCAGGACGAGUCAAAUACAGCCACACGCUAUGCUGGCGUCUGGCUCGCGACGUGUGGAAUUUUCCCCUCGCUCUCCAUCAAUAUCACCUGGCUAUUAAAUAAUCAGGGUGGGGAUAGUAAAAAGGGCGCUGGUAUGGCCAUGUUAGCCAUAUUUGGACAGUGCUCUAGCUUGAUCAGCAGCUCCGUCUUUCCUGAUGCCGAUGCACCCCUGUAUACGAAAGGGUGCGCCCUUGGUUGUGCUUUCACUGGCCUAAUCGCUGUUUUGGCCAUGGGACUGCACGUUUCUUUGACCUUGGAGAACAAAAAAAAGAUCGUCUCUAUGGGCCAGUCAACGAAAACGACAGGGUCGAUGUGA
Messenger RNA from Penicillium atrosanguineum, 1419 nucleotides. Its product is annotated as putative MFS transporter. Gene Ontology annotation, biological process: transmembrane transport. The coding region runs from base 1 to 1419 and encodes 472 amino acids. Gene Ontology annotation, molecular function: transmembrane transporter activity. The transcript is spliced from 5 exons. Gene Ontology annotation, cellular component: membrane. The record is from RefSeq and is a predicted model, not a curated record. Lineage: Eukaryota; Fungi; Ascomycota; Eurotiomycetes; Eurotiales; Aspergillaceae.